Molecule: messenger RNA, 3398 nt
Organism: Gilbertella persicaria
Lineage: Eukaryota; Fungi; Mucoromycota; Mucoromycetes; Mucorales; Choanephoraceae
Exons: 2
Coding region: 93-3398 (1101 amino acids)
Molecular function (GO): DNA binding
Source: RefSeq, a predicted model, not a curated record
UUUUUUUUUCUCUCUUUCUUUUUUUUUUCCUUGUCAUUUAUCAUAAUACCCUAUUUCUUUUCUUUAAGGGCUCUUUAUCUCAUUAUUUAUUAAUGACAAUGGCACAAAAAGCAACAAGUCAUGACAACACACAACAGAAACAGCCACAACGACAAGGAGGCGGUCUGCCUGUUUCUAUUCAUCCCGACGAUGCCAAAGACAAAGUCUUCACUGCCAUUUUAAAAGCCUUGUUGAAAAUGGGAAAUAAGCCCAGUUCACCCAAAGAACUAGCCAAUAUCAUUGUCAAACACAAAUACGCGACACUAGGUGGCGCUACACCUUUUGCUACUGUUUCUUCACGUAUUUCUCAACAUUUCAAAAGAGCGGCUGAACAUAAUCCACCGAGAGCACCUUUAUUAGCUAAACACGUAGAUCAGAAUCACUCUCGAAAGAUAAACUAUUCUUUAGCAACCGAAUCUGUCUCUAAGACAAACAAUGAUACAACUGCACAAGAGGAAGAAGACGAACGACCCAAUCCUUUGCGUACCAAUAGUAAAACACGACGUAUUCCUCCCAAGAUAAAACGUUCUUUACGAUCAUUGAAAGCAAGCGAUGAUGAGCGCGAAGAAGAAGGCGAUGAUGAUAGUGAAGAAGAACAUCAACAAAAACGACAUAAAACAAACAUCUAUACAUCACACGAAUCAAUCACUUCACCGCCACAUUUGAUGAAAAAUAACGACGAUGAUGAAGAUGAAAGUGAAGGAGAGCAUUCAGAUUAUCAUGAAGAGAUGCUUAAAGGAACUGAGGAUGAUAUUGAAUUACAUCCUUCUACUGCAAGACGUCUAUCUCGAAGACAGUCUACUUCACUACCAAAAUCACAGCAUAUCAUAGACAUUAAGAAGCCAUCAUCAUCAUCAUCGCCAUCAUCAUCACCCAAAAGUACUACUCAUUCUAAUACACCCACUAUCCAAUUGCCUGAAGAAACCCAUACACCUUCUCCUCCUCCUCCUCCGUCUUCUUCUUCACCCUCUAAAACAACGUCUUCUAAACUCGCUGUGCCUCAAGAAAAUCCUGGUCUACAACCUAGAAAACCUUCGUUUUCAUUCAGCAGUGGAUUUACAGGUGACCAAGAACUUUGGACACCUUUCAGUUUCGAACACGACUUUGAUAAUGUGUUUGUACAUGACUCUUCAACAGCUCAUGACAUUCCAUUCAACAUUGCUACACCUGAAUCUGUCUCUGUGUCUGAGCUAGAUGAUUAUUUUGCAAGCACCGGUACAAGUUCAAAUCGCCCUCAACGCAAAAGUUUCUCUUCUACCAUGUUGGGCCCAAAUGACAAAUCUUUGUUACAAAAAGUCUUGUUGGCAAGUGCAGCAAGAGGUGUUGCUGAUAAAAUAGAAGAAGAACCAGAGCCUGAAACCGAGCCUAAAACAGAGAAAAACCAGGAAAUCAAAGCAGAACCUGCUCCUACUCCUCCCUCUCAGGAGAAAAAGAAAGAAACAUCUUCUCAACAAGUAUCUACGCUGAUGGAUGUAGAAAACAGUGAAGAUUUUGUAAAGUUUGAAGAAGACGAAAAGAAGGAAACUUUACCCCUCCUUGUGUCACAACAAACAACAACAUCACCUCCAACUCCACCACCUCCACCGCAGCAGCAGCAACAACAGCAACCUGUGGCACCUAAAAAAGUAGCUGAUAUUUUACCUGCUACACCUACCACACUAACUGCAGCUGAAAUCUUAAAAUCCAUGAACAUUCAAAACCUUAAUUUGUCUGCAUUACAACAAAUGACAUCCAAUAUUCCCAGUUUACAGCAUUUGUCACCUACGUUUGAUUUGGCCAAGACGAUGGCAGCUUAUAUGCAAUCCUUAGCCAAAUCAGCCAACACAAACAAUGCAUCGAAUUCAUCCAAUCAUAGUGCAGAUCUAAAGUCUAUUUUGACUCGAUUUCCUGCUCUUGAAGCUUUUAUUAAAAAGGACCCAUCAUCAUCAUCAUCACCACCUAAACCACCACAAGCACCUCCUCCUCCAUCAAUUAAUACAGCCCUCACAGGCACAGCAACACCACCUCUAUUAUCGCCUACAACGACUGAAUUCCCCAACCCCCAUAGUCCUUCUCUGACUGCAGGCAGUACGGAGCCCAUCGUGCACACACUGACGACCAUGAACCCACCCAUGUACAUCACACUGAUUGACCAUAUUGCUGUCUGUGUGGCCGUGUUGUCCAAGACAGAACAUACACCUGAAUACCGUAUCAUGCGUCGUGUCGAUACAGGCUUCAUUAACGGUACUGUCUUGUUAACAGCAGGCGGUAUUGAGACCGAAAGUGAACGCAGCAUGAUCCUCAGUUUUGAAAUGGAACGUAUUCGCAUGCCUAAAAAGAAAAGUGCUUUGUUUGGUACCUGGAUUCCUUUACGCCGUGCACAAGAAUUAGCCGUGACAUGUUCGAUUCAGCAUAAAUUAGGUCAUUUUCUUGAAGACUCGAUUGAACAAUUCUUUCCUUCGCCUUUGCCUAUCCAGAUCACACCUCGGAAACCGACAAGGGACAGUCGGCUUACUGCUUUGGCUUUGGCUGCUUUACGAUCCACUUCAGAUACAAAGAAUGGGUUUGUAGUACCUCCUAUCUCUCGUCAAGCAUCUUCAAGUGGCAGCAUGGCAGCAGCAACUCAGUUACAGGAGUUGCUUCUUACACAUCCUCAUAAAGCACUUAAAUCGAAUGGAUUGAUCAAUACGCCUAGAGAACCUUUGUUGGGCAGAUAUGAAGUACACGAUAAAGACGAUAAAGUGACCAGUCCCAAACAGACAGCCCAUGAAGAAAAAGAAGAGAGCGAAGUGGACAUUGUCAACACAAGCGAUUCCUCUGUUGCUUCCUCCAAUGAUGAAGAAAGUGAUGCUGAAUCAACAGCCGAUGAUAAUAAGAAAAAGAAGACACCAUCAAAGACAGCCAUUGAUUUACAGGAAAUCCUUAGUCGAGUGACGAAUAAGCAACCGUUGCACAUACACCCUCGCGAUUUACAAAAGAAGCGAAGACGAAGUUCAUUGACAGACACAAAAUCAGAAAAAGAAGAAAUAUCUGAACCUGUGCCUAAAUCAAGCAAGUCUUCUCAUGUAGCGGCACGUAAAAAGCCUACGCCUAGCAUAAAAUCAAAAUCAUCACAAACGAAGAAACAGACUCCAGCUAAACAGGCAACUGGUAAAAAGAAGAAAGAGGAAGAAGAGGAAGAUGAAGACGAAGAAGAAGAAAUGAAUCAUGUCGUUGUAGAACAUAAACCUCCUGUAAAUCAAAAAUCAACACCUCAUCAAACAUCAAGCACAAAGCAAGAGCAAGAGCAAGAGCAAGAACAAGAACAAGAACAAGAUGAUGAGGAUGAGGAUGAAGAUAUUGAUAUUGGUGGUAGUGAUUUUGAUGAUGAUCUUCGAUAA